Molecule: messenger RNA, 291 nt
Organism: Entrophospora sp. SA101
Lineage: Eukaryota; Fungi; Glomeromycota; Glomeromycetes; Entrophosporales; Entrophosporaceae
Source: the annotation of a GenBank genome assembly
AUGGACGACUAUGAUUAUGAAAGAUAUGAAGAUGAAAUUUAUAAAGAAAAUGUGACAGAUUCUGAAAGAAAUUCUAUCGGUGGUAUUGAUAAUUUCAAUGCUGCCAAUGUUGGUGGCAGUAAUAAUCCUAGAUUAGAUGAUAUGGCUACUCAUAUAAUAACACCAAUCAAAUUAAAAAAUCAUCCUGCAGAACUAGAUGACGAUAAUUAUAACGGAGAAAUUUCUUUUACAUCAAGUAUACCCAGAGAAUCUGGUUGUAGUUGGUGUAACGAAACUACUCAUACCGAAGAA